AUGUCUCUCGCGUACGCCGAGUUGUACCUCACUAUCGCGGCCAUGGUUCAGAACUUUGACCUGGAGCUUGUGGAUUCCUCCAUCGAGAACAUCACCCCGGAUCGAGACUUUGGUCUGGCUUUUGACAAGAACUACAACUUCGGCGUCGAUCUGAGGGUCACUAAGGUACUGCGGGAGUGA
Alternaria ventricosa is the source of this 180-nucleotide messenger RNA. RefSeq lists its product as uncharacterized. The transcript has 2 exons. The coding region runs from base 1 to 180 and encodes 59 amino acids. Lineage: Eukaryota; Fungi; Ascomycota; Dothideomycetes; Pleosporales; Pleosporaceae. The record is from RefSeq and is a predicted model, not a curated record. Gene Ontology annotation, molecular function: oxidoreductase activity, acting on paired donors, with incorporation or reduction of molecular oxygen; monooxygenase activity; iron ion binding.